CUGAGAAGUCUUUAUUCAAUUACCAAGAGGAUCUAACUAAAGAUGUCAUUACCAGCUUCCUUUGACCUUACUCCUGAAGACGCUAAGUUAUUGUUAGCUGCCAACGUUCACUUGGGUUCCAAGAACGUUCAAGUUCACAACAAGCCAUACGUCUACAAGACCAGACCAGAUGGUGUCAACGUUAUCAACAUCGGUAAGACCUGGGAAAAGAUUGUCUUGGCUGCCAGAAUCAUCGCAGCUGUUCCAAACCCAUCCGACGUUGCUGUCUGUUCUUCCAGAACUUUCGGUCAAAGAGCCGUCUUGAAGUUCGCUGCCCACACCGGUGCUACCCCAAUUGCCGGUAGAUUCACCCCAGGUAACUUCACUAACUACAUCACCCGUUCUUUCAAGGAACCAAGAUUGGUUGUUGUUACUGACCCAAGAACCGAUGCCCAAGCCAUCAAGGAAUCUUCUUACGUCAACAUCCCAGUUAUUGCUUUGACUGACAUGGACUCUCCAUCUGAAUACGUUGAUGUUGCCAUCCCAUGUAAUAACAAAGGUAAGCACUCCAUUGGUUUGAUCUGGUGGUUGAUUGCCAGAGAAGUCUUAAGAUUGAGAGGUAUCAUCCCAGACAGAACCACCGAAUGGUCUGUCAUGCCAGAUUUGUACUUCUACAGAGACCCAGAAGAAAUCGAACAAAACGCUGCUGAAGAAGCCAAGACCACCGAAGACGUUGAAGAAGCUGCUCCAGUUGAUGCCGACGAAUGGACCGGUGAAACUGAAGAAGUUGACUGGGCUGAAUCUGGUGCCACCCCAGCUGUUGAAGACGCUGCUGCCAGCAACUGGUAAUUGUAAUUUAUUACUUUUUGAUAAAAUAAUAUAAUCGAAACAUAUACGGUUCGGCUUUUUAUUAUUCAUUCACUGUUUAAUACUUAUUAUUGGGGAGUAUAAAUUAUUUCUUAUCAUCUGCAAAAAUAAAUAAAUGAAAAAAAUGUAUCUGUAUAAAAUCUAUAAUAGAUAUGGUCAUCUCUUUGUUUAUUAUUGUAUAGUUGUACCUUAUUAAUUGAUGUCAUAGUUGU
This is a messenger RNA of Scheffersomyces stipitis CBS 6054, 1058 nucleotides long. It is a transcript of the gene YST1, whose product is annotated as 40S ribosomal protein uS2. Gene Ontology annotation, biological process: cytoplasmic translation; ribosomal small subunit assembly. Bases 43 to 828 code for a protein of 261 amino acids. Gene Ontology annotation, cellular component: 90S preribosome; cytosolic small ribosomal subunit; ribosome. The record is from RefSeq and is a predicted model, not a curated record. NCBI's taxonomy places the organism in Eukaryota, Fungi, Ascomycota, Pichiomycetes, Serinales, Debaryomycetaceae. The transcript has 2 exons. Gene Ontology annotation, molecular function: structural constituent of ribosome.